AAGGCAUCCCAUUCGCGGCCUUCCCCAACAAACCUGCGGAUGCGCGAGACGAUGGCGCCCCAAGCGCACCGCUCUUCCCCCCUCAUUCUUCUUACUCGACGGAGGAGCGUCGGUCGAGAAAUCUUUAGGCAAUUCUACUCUCGCCCUCUUCGAUUCGAUCUCCGUUUCGGUCCGAUCUGACUUCAGGACGAAGAUGGUCCGAUCUGAUCUGAGUUUUUCCUCUCGUUCUCGAUGUUCUCUUGCCAAUCUCGGCGACUUCUGUGUCUUCCGUUAGAUUUCAUGUGGGGAGUAGAGUUUCUUGAAGCCCUUUGCCCUUCUCCGUUUAUUAGUGAUGAACGAGCCUGUUUAGCCGGCUGUUCGCGAAGGAGGUGAUGAGGAUCUUGAUGGUUGGGCUUAAUGCGGCCAGUAAAAUCACGAUCUUCUUGUUCAAGCUCAAGCUCGGAGAGAGAUCGCUACUACCAUCCCCGCUCUCGGUAUUUAAUGACAUUAUUUCAUGGAAGGAUAUUGCAUAUUAUUUUAUGAUCUAGUGAUGCUAUUAGACAAUACUCAUAUGGAGUUUGCAAGUGGAUUCAAUGUGGAGACCAUGGAGUACAAAAACAUUAGUUUCACCAUUUGGGAUGUUGGUGGCCAAAAUAAGACCUCUAUGGAGUUACCACUUCCAAAAUAUUCAGGGCCUUAUUUUUGCUGUCGACAGUAAUGACAGAGACUGUAUUAUCGAGGCAAGGGAUGAACUCCAUAGGAUGCUUAAUGAGGAUGAGUUACCUGAUGCUGUAUUGCUUGUUUUUGCAAAUAAGCAAGAUAGUCCCAGCACAAUGAAUACAGCCGAAAUUACUGAUAAGCUUGGGUUUCAUUCCCUGUCUCAGCGAUGCCGUGGAGAUCUCCUGGAUCAGCCUGUGUCCCACCUGCAUCUGCGAGAGAAGAUUGUGAAGAGGUUGCGUUCGAUCAGAGUUGGGACCAAAAACCAGCCACAUGAAUGAGUGUAGUACAUCCAUCGUCAACUUUUCAGCCUUGAUCUACUUCAUCAGAGAAUUCGUGAGCCAUGGAGGUCACCGUGCGCUCUGGUGAUACAACGCCAGCUCUGCCCUCCGAAGCUCGCAAGAACGUGGACUCGAACUCUGGCCUCCCGCCUGCUGACGAGGUCGGACCUUCCUCUGGGCCGGAAGACAUGGCAGCGCAGUCGCCAGAUGACGCUGAGAACGAUGACGACCUGCAAGUGGAAGAUAUCGAGGCACAGAUAUGGCAUCUGAAGGCACGGCUGAAACGCAUCAGGGACGGGAAGCAGAGCAGGAAGCGGCAACACUCGACUGAUCCCGCCACUCUGAGUGAGCUGGAGGAGCAGUCACGGAAGAAGAAGAUGUCGCGAGCCCAGGAUGGGAUUCUAAGGUACAUGAUCAAGCUCACGGAAGUCUGCAACGCCCAAGGCUUCGUCUACGGCAUCAUCCCCGAGAAGGGCAAGCCGGUGAGCGGCGCCUCCGACAGCCUGAGAGCCUGGUGGAAGGAGAAGGUGCGAUUCGACCGGAACGGCCCGGCGGCGUUGCAGAGGUACCGGAUGGAGCACCCGGUCCUUGUGCCCGACGCCGACAGCACUCCUCAGAUCUCCAUCUCCAAGAUACUGCUCGAGCUGCAGGACACAACGCUGGGCUCCCUGCUGUCUGCUCUGAUCCAGCACUGUGAUCCUCCGCAGCGACGGUUCCCGCUCGAGCGGGGGGUUCCGCCGCCGUGGUGGCCGACCACAAAGGAGGACUGGUGGCCCGAGAUGGGGUUCCCGGAGGACCAAGGUCCGCCGCCGUACCGGAAACCGCACGACCUCCGGAAAGCGUGGAAGACGAGCGUACUCAUCGCUGUCAUCAAGCACAUGGCGCCCAACCUCGAGAAGAUAAGGAGGCUCGUCCGGCAUUCCAAGUGCCUCCAAGAGAAGAUGACGGCAAAGGAAAGCAUGCUCUGGAACUCGGUGCUCGAUCAAGAGAGCCGGCUGCUGCAUGGCCAAUCGCUCCCCGACGCGACUGGGCAUUCCCACUUCUACACUGCUUCCGUGAGCAGCAGCCCCAGCGACUACGACGUCAAAGAAGUCGAGAACGUCCCAAAUGCCGGUCUCCUGGACCAGAUCGCGGCGCAGUCGGGCACUGGGAAGGAGGAGGCCGGAGCUCGUCUUUCUCCAUACCACGAUCAGAUGAUGGCGGAUUACUCACAAAAGAGGGUGGCAGCCGAUGAGCCCGACCAAAGGAUCUAUACAUGCGAUCACCCUCGAUGCCCGCACCACGAUUACACCCACGGCUUCCUCGACCCGGGCUCGAGAGCUCUUCACCAGAUCCACUGUGCGUAUCGCAACGCCAUGAGUCAGCCACAGUCUCAGUUUCUGGGGUUCCAAGUGAACGAUAACAGAAGAAGCGCCGCUCUCUCUGCGCCCCGUCUCGACAAGCCAAUCAUGAAUGGUGGCGGACCUGCUCUUGUUUCACCUGACGUUGCUGGAAUCGGAGUCGCGGCUGGUGGUCACAAGUCCAUAGGUGAACUCUGCAACUUCUACGACGCCAAUCUCCCGAUGCAUGCAGCAGCAGCAGCUCAGGCUGAUAUGAACCGGCUGCAGCUUCAGAUCCAGAUGCAAGCCAAUGCUCUGCAGCAAGCUUCCGCUCCAAACCGGAUUCAGCAGUCUCCUCUGCAUCCUGCUCAUCAGAGAAGCGGUUCGAUGGCUCCUCAAGCUGCCGCGUCCAUGGAUCAGAAUGCUCUGCACGCGACGAUGUUCAUGGAGGGAAACUACGUCGCACAGAGUACUCCAAGAUUUGUCGGCGAUUGCUUCGGAGACGUCAGCAACAGCAUGCACCAGAGCCAAGAUUUACAGGCACAAAGUUUUCCUUUCGAUCCAACUUCGGGGAACCAAAACGCUGAUGUGCACACCAGAUUCACAUUCACUUCUCUUCUCAACAGUUCGAGCGGGGAAGUCAACGACGCAAUGGGUGGACGGCUGGGCGACUCGCUGCCGAAGAAAGAGGACUACGGCUGGAGAUUCUAAAUGCAGACUCACGGCACCGCCGCCUGGUCGGGAACGGCGUUCUUUGCAUCGUUUAGUCAAACACCGCAAUUUGUUUCUCCUCUGCUUCAUUGUUCUAGUGAUUUGGUAAUUUAUUAGAUUUGCAUAUUUUACCA
Musa acuminata AAA Group (dessert banana) is the source of this 3141-nucleotide messenger RNA. RefSeq names its product ETHYLENE INSENSITIVE 3-like 1 protein. Lineage: Eukaryota; Viridiplantae; Streptophyta; Magnoliopsida; Zingiberales; Musaceae. The record is from RefSeq and is a predicted model, not a curated record. The transcript is spliced from 7 exons. Bases 1040 to 3007 code for a protein of 655 amino acids. Gene Ontology annotation, cellular component: nucleus. Gene Ontology annotation, molecular function: DNA binding; DNA-binding transcription factor activity.